Tripterygium wilfordii is the source of this 1254-nucleotide messenger RNA. RefSeq names its product GDSL esterase/lipase At5g03610-like. Gene Ontology annotation, molecular function: hydrolase activity, acting on ester bonds. NCBI's taxonomy places the organism in Eukaryota, Viridiplantae, Streptophyta, Magnoliopsida, Celastrales, Celastraceae. The record is from RefSeq and is a predicted model, not a curated record. The transcript has 5 exons. Bases 318 to 1205 code for a protein of 295 amino acids.
CGAUCCACUUUUACUACGCGGUUUUGGCGACAAAAGCAGUUAAAACCCCCCUCUAUUUCAGCGGUUCUUGAGGACCGUUACCGGGAACUGGUCUUCCUAAUCAGCAACGACUCUACUAAUCUUCUCAGUGCUUACAAGUCUUCACAUCUAUUUGUCGUCUGCUUUAAACCUUCCAGAAAAAGAUCUUGAAAUCCUUUCAUUGAGCAUUUGGGAUUGGUCAAGCCCCGAACCCACCUACAAGAUAUUGACAAUCAAAAGCAUGUGGUGUGAAGAAAUUGUUUGUUUUCGGAGACUCCUACGUUGAUACCGGUAACUUUAUGGAUGGUUCCGGUGGAUGGAUCGUACCCUAUGGAAUCACAUUUCCUGGUAAACCUGCUGGCCGAUUCUCCGACGGCCGUUGCCUCACCGAUUAUAUAGCUUCAUUCUUUGGGCAAAAAUCUCCAGUUCCAUUCAACCAAAGAUCGAGCGCAAAGAAAUCAAAACUACAAAAUGGGAUGAACUUUGCAUAUGGAGGGAGUGGUGUCUUCAAUACAUUUGAAAAUUUUCCCAACAUAACAGUCCAAAUUGAUCAUCUUCAACAAACCCUCCGAGAACAAAUGUACACGGAAAAUGACCUCCACUCAUCCAUCGCUCUAGUAAGCGUAGGAGGCAAUGACUACACUGCAUUUUAUGAGAAAAACAUCAAAGACAUUCGGCAUUGGCCGGCCUUCGCUGUAUCGUUGAUCGAUCAACUUGUGAUUGACAUAAAACGUAUCCGCGAUUUGGGGGUUCGGAAAAUAGCAGUGACAACGAUAGAACCCCAAGGAUGUGUACCAGUAUCUGCAGCUGAAUUUGCAUACAAAAGUUGCAAUGAGAAGUGGAACAAUGUGUCAAUGUUCCACAAUCAGAAACUGAGAGAAGCAGUUGAGAAGCUGAAUAACGAGGCCGAUCGAUCUACCGUAGACAUUGUUGAUCUCUACAGGGCAAUGAUGUCCGUAAUCAAACGUCAUUCAGGAAGUUCGAAGUUCAAUCCAUUGAAACCAUGCUGUGAGGGUAUUACAAGCAAUGAAACAUGUGGAAUGGUAGACGAGAAUGGGAUAAAGAUGUACAAAAUAUGUGAUAAUCCCAAGUUAUCGAUAUUUUGGGAUAGGGUACAUCCUUCGCAGAAUGGGUGGCAUCGUAUUUAUUCUGCUCUGAAAUCUUCCCUUCAUCGAUUGUACAUAUAAUGUUAUAAAUAAUAGUGAUGAAUGGAAAAUAAUAACCUGAUUAACCAUG